AGAAAAACUUCUUCAACUCCGGAAAGCUAGAGAGGAACGAAAGAAUACUCCUCCGACGCCGACAGAAUCAAACGAAAAAUCAAAAAAAGAUGAACUAGAUGCUCUUCUCGCAGAUUUGUUGCCAAAACAAGAACCUAAAAUAGAAGCACCAGAAAAACCAGUUGAAAAAGAACCAACGCUACCUCCUGAUUCAAUUAAAAUUGACAAUCUUCCUCCAAACUUUAUAACUUCUAGCGGUCCGGCGACACCUACUAUAACGACGCGAUUCGUUCCAGAUUUCACUACUUUUGAAGCAGUUAUAUUAGAUAUUCCUCCAAAG
Ambispora leptoticha is the source of this 319-nucleotide messenger RNA. The record is from the annotation of a GenBank genome assembly. Lineage: Eukaryota; Fungi; Glomeromycota; Glomeromycetes; Archaeosporales; Ambisporaceae.